Molecule: messenger RNA, 948 nt
Organism: Cordyceps fumosorosea ARSEF 2679
Lineage: Eukaryota; Fungi; Ascomycota; Sordariomycetes; Hypocreales; Cordycipitaceae
Product: aldo/keto reductase
Exons: 3
Coding region: 1-948 (315 amino acids)
Molecular function (GO): oxidoreductase activity, acting on NAD(P)H as acceptor
Source: RefSeq, a predicted model, not a curated record
AUGAAUUCGAUCGGCGCAACAUUCACACCGGAUGCCUCGGGCCAGUCACCCAAGCAGGUCUCGACGAUUCCACAGCUCAAGCUGAACGAUGGCCACACCAUCCCCAUGUUGGGAUACGGACUAGGCACGGCCAACUUUAAAGCCGCGAGCGCCAAGGGCAAGUUUGACCAAAAGGUGGUUGACUCAACAAAGGAGGCCAUUGCCAAGGGUUUCCGCCACCUAGACGGAGCCGAGGUCUACGGAAACGAGGAGGAGCUGGGCGCCGCCAUCAAGGAGUCCAACGUGCCGCGGGAGGAGCUCUACAUCACGACCAAGUUCCCCGCCACCGGCGCCACCUCGCCGCGCGAGCACUUUGACGCCUCGCUGCGCCGCCUGGGCGUCGACUACGUGGACCUGUACCUGCUGCACGGCCCGUGGUUCGCGCAGGGCUCGGCCGCGGCGCUGCAGCGCGCCUGGGCCGACAUGGAAGCCAUCCGGGCCUCGGGCCGCGCGCGCUCCAUCGGCGUCUCCAACUUUUUGCAGGAGCACCUCGAGCCGAUCCUGGAGACGGCCACGGUCGUGCCGGCCAUCAACCAGAUCGAGUUCCACCCGUACCUGCAGCACGGGGACCUGCUCGCCUUCCACCGCGACAAGGGCAUCGCGGUCGCCGCGUACAGCCCGCUGGCGCCGCUGACGCGCGCGCGCGGCGGCCCGGUGGACGCGACGUGGGCGCAGCUGGCGGAGAAGUACGGCGUGGGCGAGGCGGAAGUUGGCUUGAGGUGGUGCGUGGACCAGGGCAUCGUGACGCUGACGACGACGGGCAACGCGGAGCGCAUGGGCAGGGUGGUGCGGCUGGUGCCCAAGUUCAAGUUGACGCCCAAGGAGGUGGAGGACGUGGCGGCGCUGGGCAGGGAAAAGCACUUUCGCGCGUUCUGGCGUGAGAAGUUUGACGCGGAGGACAGGAGUUGA